AUGAAGGUUCAGAUCUUCUCUAGAAAGUUGAUAACUCCAUCAUCUACAACUCCAAACAGCCUUCAGAAGUUGCCAAUAUCUUGUUUGGAUCAGAUUCUUCCUUCAAAUUUUUACACUUCUUGCAUUUUCUACUACCCAGUCAGUGGUGAAGAAGAUGGAGUUCAUACUGCAGAAAAAAGCGAGCAGUUGCAAAAAUCCUUGUCAGAAAUCUUGACCCUUUAUUAUCCACUUGGAGGAAGAUACAUGAAAGGAAAUCUCUUCAUUGAUUGUAAUGAUAAUGGAGCAGAAUAUUUGGAAGCUAAAGUAAGUGGUUGCCUCUCUGAAUUUCUCAAGGAAGGAGAGCUUCAAACCGAGCUGCGGAAUCAUUUAGCUCCACCAGUAAUUCAACCUGACAGCAGCCCUUUACUUAUAGUUCAGUUCAACUUGUUCGAAUGUGGUGGACUUGCCAUUGGUAUAUCUCUGUCACACAAGAUAGUUGAUGGAUUCACAUUGUUCACAUUUGUUGAUGCUUGGGCUACUACAUGCCGCAUAGGGGUUGACAAAGUACGGCCCCCAACUUUCCAGUUAGCUUCCUUCUGCCCACCCAAAGAGUUAUCUGCCAUCAAGGCUUUUGUUCCGAGGAGCGAAGGAGAUAACAAAAUUUUCGAGAAAAGGAUUGUGUUUAAUGGUGCAGCAAUAUCAAAUCUGAAAGCUGUUGCUAAUGAUAAUGUUAAUGGUCCAGCAGGGCCAAAAUUCGAACCAACACGAUUGCAAGUGGUGACAGCAUUCAUAUGGAGGGCUCUCAUCAGGGCAUCUCAAGCUAGAAAUGGCUGCUUAAGUCCUUCUUUUCAGACACAAAUAGUUGACAUGAGACGGAGGACAGCGCUACCAGUUCCAGAGAAUAUGUGUGGAAAUUUUGGAACCAUGUCAAUUGCACAAUUCAUUCCUGAUGAUGACAGCACAGUGCAACUUCAUGAUGUGGUAAAUUGGAUCCAUGAAGGAAUGAGUAGUACUAUCUCAGAAUGUGCUAAAGCUUCAAAUGGUGAUGACAUAUUUUCAAUACUGACGAAGAAGAUGCUUAAGAUGAAAGAAAUAUUUGAAACAACUGAAAUAGAUGUCCAUAUGUUUAAUUCAUGGUGUCGGUUUCCGACUUAUGAAGCAGAUUUUGGUUGGGGAAGGCCAGAAUGGGUGAGUAACGUGUAUCUACCAAUGGAGGGGGUUUUACUUUUGGACAAUAAAGAUGGUGAUGGAAUCGAGGCAUGGGUUAGGUUGAAGGAAAACCGCAUGCUUGAUUUUCAAGAAAUGUUGGAUCUCGUAUAA
Messenger RNA from Dovyalis caffra, 1299 nucleotides. Lineage: Eukaryota; Viridiplantae; Streptophyta; Magnoliopsida; Malpighiales; Salicaceae. The record is from the annotation of a GenBank genome assembly.